Molecule: messenger RNA, 1489 nt
Organism: Chlamydomonas reinhardtii
Lineage: Eukaryota; Viridiplantae; Chlorophyta; Chlorophyceae; Chlamydomonadales; Chlamydomonadaceae
Exons: 7
Coding region: 116-985 (289 amino acids)
Biological process (GO): base-excision repair
Cellular component (GO): nucleus
Molecular function (GO): catalytic activity; DNA binding
Source: RefSeq, a predicted model, not a curated record
AUAAUCCUGCUGAUUAAAGUGAAAGCUGCCUACCCAAGCCUGAGCUUCGCCCACUUUGCACGCGCAUGCUGCCCGCGGUGGCACGCUCGCUGGGAUUUUGAAUGCUAUAGCGUGAAUGGAGGCAAGCUCUUCCGCCUCAAAGCGACGGCGUGGCAUGAGCCCACCCGUGCUGGUGCCUGGGGAACUGGGGACCGCCUCCACCCCGACGCCAGCCGUGCCUACUUCGCCCUCUCUCGUGGAAAGUCUCCGCGCACGUGUGCAGCGCCGGCGGGAGAGCCUGCAGGAUGCACAGCAGGUGCCGUGGGACAUAGGCAGCGCAGCCCGUGCCUCCCCGCCGCGGACGCAGUUGUUUCCUGCGCAACGGCGCGCGGAGCACAGCGGUGCUUGUGGCCAGAGCUCCGUACCGUGGGACCCCCCUGCCAGCCCCUGGGGUCUGCUGGAGGAGAUGCUGUAUAAUGACCCGUGGAGGCUGCUGGUGGCCUGCAUCUUGCUGAAUCGAACCACUGGGCAGCAGGUUCGCGGGGUGCUGGGGCCCCUGUGGCGCGCCUACCCAACACCCCAGGCGAUGGCGGCAGCUGAUGAAGCUGACCUGAGGGCCAUACUGCGCCCGCUGGGGCUACAUAACACGCGCGCCGUUAAACUGAAGCGCUUUAGCCAUGAUUUCAUCACCAAGCAGUGGAAAAGCCCUAUGGAGCUACAUGGCGUGGGAUGCUAUGCCGCUGACGCAUACACCAUCUUCCAUCUUGGUCACUGGCGCGACGCCAAGCCCGCUGACAAGGACCUCAAGAAUUACGUCAAAUGGCUUGAAGCCACAGGCGGCGAGGGGGCAGGCUUGGAGCGGGAAGACCUGGAGCAGCUGCUGCAGGCUGCACAGCUACCUGGCCAGGUCACUGAUGGAGCUGCCACUACCGCCGAAGGCUUGCCCCAUCAGUGCACGGAGGCGGAGGCGAAGAGGGCAGCGGCGAAGGCGAAGGGAGAGGAUUGACCCAUGGUUCUGGGCUGCUGAGGCUCCAGUACCUAAUCACAUCGGUAUGCAGUGCUGUUCCUGAAGCGACCUGCCGCGGCUGCGUCGGCUGCAGUACUCUGAUGGGGCCCUCACCUGCCCCCUCACUCCACAGCCUUGACGACAGCCCCACUGGCGUUCAUGGCACCAUCGUAAUACAAACCCUGUAAUGGUGUGGACCCAGCCAUUUUAUGUUGUAGCUCUUGAAUAUAAUGCUUGGGGUGUAGUACUGGACUCUGGUGACCGAGAUGCAUGGCCGGUGAUUGAGGAGGGUCGCGGCAGUGAGAUGCUCAGCAGGCGUUAGUGCUGUUGAACGUGGGUGCCGUGUGUGUGUGAUGGGGGGGGGGGGCGCCCGUUGCAGUGAUUUCUGCGAGCAGUAUUGGAUGCAUUACGUGGAUGGACACUAGGAUGCACAUCCUCUGUCAUGCGGGAACCGGCCAGGCUGGAUGUGCAAUCUGCCCGCGUGUGAAACCCCCACCGUGGCAG